Megalopta genalis is the source of this 3072-nucleotide messenger RNA. Its product is annotated as sarcosine dehydrogenase, mitochondrial. Gene Ontology annotation, cellular component: mitochondrion. Gene Ontology annotation, molecular function: protein binding. The record is from RefSeq and is a predicted model, not a curated record. Lineage: Eukaryota; Metazoa; Arthropoda; Insecta; Hymenoptera; Halictidae.
GAAGCGUUGCAUCAGUGACCAACAACUGUGACAUACGUGCAGUCCACGGUGAAACUGUUGGGAAGUAUACUACUCAAAUAGUAUGUUUCGUCUAAUAAAGGCCAAGGUAAAUACAAGAUGUAUCGGCAGAACGAGAUCGGUAACAACAUCACAGUGGGCCCAAACUUCAUCGGUACGACUACCAGACUACGCGGACGUUGUAAUAAUCGGUGGCGGGAGCGCCGGCUGCAACGCGUUGUAUCACUUAGGAAGAUCGGGCAUCAAAGCCGUUCUAGUGGAUAAAUCAAAAUUAAUAUCCGGUACUACGUGGCACACCGGAGGUCUUGUAUGGGGUAUACGUGGACCAUACGACGUCGAGAUGCAACUGCUCAGCGCCAGUAAACGCGUGCUAAACCGUUUAGAGGAUGAAACCGGUGUCCAUCCAGGCUGGAUCAACAACGGUGGACUUAUAAUCGCCCGUACUAGCGGAAGACUGGAAGAAUGCAAAAGGCUCGUUAGCGCAUCAAACGCUUUCGACAUCGGAGCGCGACUAAUCUCGCCUAAAGAGACAAAAGACUUGUUUCCUCUGCUCGACGAGAACUGCUUUCGAGCAGCGAUCUACUCUCCAACUGAUGGAGUCAUCGAUCCUUCCAUGUUGAUAAAUGCUUUAGUCAAAUCGGCAAAGAACAAUGGUUGUCAGGUGAUCGAAGAUUGUCCGGUGACAAAGAUAUUGACGAACGACAUCGAUACGAAUAAGAAGAAAGUUCGCGGUAUCGAGACGCCCUAUGGAAUCAUAAAGAGCGACGUUGUGUUAAUCGCUGCAGGAGUUUGGUCAAAAAAAGUUGCGAACACGCUGAAUUUGGACAUCCCUUUAGUACCGAUCAAACACGCUUACAUCGUUACCGAACCGAUGACUGAAGUGAAACAACAAUUUCCGAACAUUCGGGACCCGGAUGGCAGCCUAUACUUUCGAGUUCAGGGAAGCACGAUCGGAGCAGGUUAUUACGAACGAUGUCCAAUUCUAAUAGGAUCCGCACCUGAUAACUUCUCGUUCAGUCUGUACGAACUGGAUUGGGAUAUUUGCAGUCCAUACAUGGAUUCCAUGACUGAACUAAUUCCUAAAUUAUCCACAACCGGAAUAAGAACGACCGUGUGCGGUCCAGAAAGCUUCACGCCCGAUCAUAAGCCACUUAUGGGUGAGGACCCACGGUGCAGCGGACUGUUUUAUUCUUGUGGUUACAAUAGCGCAGGCAUGAUGUUUGGAGGUGGAUGCGGAGAACAAAUUUCACGUUGGAUUAUAAAUGGCCGUCCAGAUAAUUACAUGUUUAAUUACGACAUUAGAAGAUUUAUCAUGGAACAGAGGAACAAUUUAACUUGGAUGACCGAAAGAUCCUACGAGGCAUAUGUGAAGAAUUAUAACAUUAUAUUUCCGCACGAUGAACCAUUGAGCGGUAGAAAUCUCAAAACAGAUCCUUUCCAUAAUCUACUUGUUGAAGAGGGUGCUAUUAUGGAAGAACGUCAAGGCUGGGAGCGACCGGGAUGGUUUUAUCCGAGUCAUAAGGUUCAGAUUAUACCAUAUAAUUACGAAAAGCUAUCUGUAACGCCUGGAAACGAAAGAGAUGAAUAUCGUGAGAUAUUAGAGAAAGAAUACAGUUUCGAGCUUUCACCGUUUGAUAAUAUAAUUAAAGACGAAGCACUUGCCUGUCGAAACGACGUCGCUUUAUUCAACAUGUCUUAUCUUGGAAAAUUUUAUCUAUGUGGUCCAGAAGCACGAGAAGCAGUCGAUUACUUAUUCACGGCAGAUACACGUUGCAAUACGAAUAAAGUAAUUUACACGUGUAUGCUCAAUAAGGCCGGUGGAGUAGAAAUGGAUUCCACAGUUACUAUUAUAGAACCCGGUUCAGGCGAAAUUAUAAAUCCAAUAUUUAAAGACACAGGCUUCUACAUCGUGUCGAGUGGAGCAUCAGCGUAUCAUACCUGGGCUCACAUGAACAAAGUAAUAGAGGAGAAGAAAUUCGAAGUGUCCUUGCAUGAUGUUACCGAACAAAUUGGUAUCCUGUCGAUUCAGGGUCGUAACAGCCGAAAGAUAGUGGAAUCAUUAUUGGAAGAGAAAAUUUCAGAUGAAUCAUUCAACUACUCGACCACUAGACUGGCCCAAAUUCGAGACCAUCUGCUACGCUUAAUCAGAAUCAGUUUUACUGGUGAACUCGGUUUUGAGAUACAUAUACCCAGGUCGUCGUGCCAAUCAAUUUAUACAGCAUUAAUGCAAUACAGAGAAAAAUUUCAUAUGAAACUUGCAGGAUUCAGAGCACUGUACAGUCUGAGUUGCGAAAAAGGUUAUCAUCUUUGGGGCUCGGAUCUUCGAACAGACGAUAACCCCAUCGAAGCUGGAUUAGGAUUUGUUUGUCGCAAUUACGGUCACUAUCGAGGGAAAUCAGUAAUCGAUCAGUUGCGGCAAAAUGGAAUUAAAAAGAAACUGAUGCAUUUCCAUGUAGACAGCAGUGUCCCAUUAUGGGGUUUAGAACCUAUUUAUAGGAACGACGUUCUCGUUGGCUAUCUACGAAGAACAGAACAAGGAUAUAGCUGUGAUAACGCCAUCGGUCGCGGAUUUGUUAAGCACCCAAACGGAGAGAAUAUUACAGACGAGUUUCUGAAAAAUGGUAACUAUGAGAUUGAGGUAAUGGGGAAACGUUAUAAAGCUGAAUCCUAUUUAAAAAGUCCAUUUGACCCUCAGAACAAGAGGAUAAAAGGAAUUUAUGAAAACAAAUCGAAUCUGUGAUUCUAACACAUUUAUAUACUCUUUGUUUGUACCUUAUAAUUAAUGUACAGCUAACAUGCCAAAGGAUUAGCAUGAACAGUGACACUGGUUAUUCGGGUUUCUGUAAGGGGUUUAUAAUUCUUUGGGUUCACAGGCAAUUUUUCCAAUUGCUCUAAUGUUUCCAUUCCAUCUAUUACUCUGGAAAUAAACAAAUCAUUAUAUCUGAAAUACUGUUAUUAUAUAGAUUAAUAUGAUCUAUAGCAAAAAUAUUUACUUUCCAAAUAAAGUGUACUUUAGGUCUAAAUGUGGUUGUGGCCCAUAUGUAAUGAAAAAUU